Molecule: messenger RNA, 691 nt
Organism: Phytophthora sojae
Lineage: Eukaryota; Oomycota; Peronosporomycetes; Peronosporales; Peronosporaceae
Exons: 1
Coding region: 60-470 (136 amino acids)
Cellular component (GO): nucleosome
Molecular function (GO): structural constituent of chromatin; protein heterodimerization activity; DNA binding
Source: RefSeq, a predicted model, not a curated record
CUCCGGCCCAAGAAGACCCAGCAGCAACAAGCAACCAGCAACCAGCAGCAGCAACCAAGAUGGCCCGCACCAAGCAGACGGCUCGGAAGUCCACGGGCGGCAAGGCCCCGCGCAAGCAGCUCGCCACCAAGGCCGCGCGCAAGUCCGCCCCCACCGCCGGCGGCGUCAAGAAGCCGCACCGCUACCGCCCCGGCACGGUGGCGCUGCGCGAGAUCCGCAAGUACCAGAAGUCGACGGACCUGCUGAUCCGCAAGCUGCCGUUCCAGCGCCUGGUGCGCGAGAUCGCGCAGGACUACAAGACGGACCUGCGCUUCCAGAGCACGGCCAUCCUGGCGCUGCAGGAGGCGUCCGAGGCCUACCUCGUGGGCCUCUUCGAGGACACGAACCUGUGCGCCAUCCACGCCAAGCGCGUCACCAUCAUGCCCAAGGACAUCCAGCUCGCACGGCGCAUCCGCGGCGAGCGCACAUAAGCGGCCUGUGGGCCCAUUGGUGUCCUUGCUCCUCCCUCCCUUGGUGGCGCUCUCCGGGCAGUAGCGCCCAUUCAAGUUUUUUUUCUUAUCGCCAGUUAGCUUUCUUUGGCUUGCUGUGUGUGAUGGGGCGUAGUACUCAAGCACGCAACCCGUAGUAUUUUAGCCUUAUUAUUUGCAGUAAGAAACCUCUUCCAAACACGAAACGUUCCCUGGUUUGCUUC